Molecule: messenger RNA, 2851 nt
Organism: Guyanagaster necrorhizus
Lineage: Eukaryota; Fungi; Basidiomycota; Agaricomycetes; Agaricales; Physalacriaceae
Product: alpha/beta-hydrolase
Exons: 13
Coding region: 80-2605 (841 amino acids)
Biological process (GO): triglyceride catabolic process
Cellular component (GO): cytosol
Molecular function (GO): sterol ester esterase activity; triacylglycerol lipase activity
Source: RefSeq, a predicted model, not a curated record
CGAUUAUAUUCUGCGACUCCAUGCCACUGCUGCUUGCCUCUCCCAAGCCAGUAGACCCUAAUCCUGGCUCUGUCGUAGCAUGAUUGACCAUUUUGUAGGGCGCCCUAAUCCCUCCUGGAAGAGAAUGCAGGUCUUCCUCGUCGUCUUAUUUUGGCUAUGGCGCAUUCUUCAGGGAAACUCGGGUCCGCCUCCGAUCCUUUGGCUCAGCCGUCUGAACAGAUAUCUCCGACGUUUCACUCCCUGGCAACUUAUUGUCAGUACGUUAACAGCCAUAUACGCCGUACGGAAUUUUGACAAGAUACUUGGACUUCAAUCGCCAGAGCCUCUAGCUAACCUUUAUUCUCCGUCGUAUUAUCGUGCAACAUGGAUCAUCACUGGUUUGGAUGCAGGAUUUGCAACAGCCAUGUCAAUACGACCCAAGUGGUUGCGGGAUCUUUGUUCUGUAUUAUUCUCGGGUUACUAUAUGUUAUAUCCUAAUGAGGCGGACGAGAAGCUACGACGAUUCCGAGCUGUGCCCACUGUCGAGAUGCUACGGGCUACCUGGGAAAAGACCACCAAUCCAUGGAUACGAUCGUUCUCGCCUUUGCCUCCCGUCACUAUCCGCCGGAAGAUUUUGUUAGCGAGACCUAAAGUGUCUCCUUGUCAGCGACCCAUCACUGUGUAUCUUUUCUUUGCCUCCACGGAUGCAAGUCUAAGCCAGUCAUCUGACUUGAUUCUGGACAUCCCUGGGGGAGGGUUCAUAGCCAUGAAUCCCGAACAUCACGAAGACCGUCUACGAAUGUGGGCCAGAUCAACAGGAAAACCUGUUCUGUCCCUAGACUAUGGAAAGGCGCCAGAAUAUCCUUACCCCUUCGCCAUAGACGAGGCAUUCGACCUUUACAGGCUGCUUGUUGAUUCUGGUGGUAGAAUCAUCGGCAUGUCAGGCCACAACUUGAAAAUCAUAGUCACCGGGGAUUCUGCUGGGGCUUGUAUUGCGGUCAACGUCGUUUUAAAGAUUCUCGAACAGCCGUGGAACCUUCUGACGCUUCCAAAGCCACACGCAAUGGCCCUUAGCUAUGCCGCGCUUGAUUUCAAUUUUACUUCUUGGAUGACCCCAGAUAAUUUGCGCAUUCUGCGAUCCGAAGAGCCGUCUGGGGAUCUUCCCGGAUUACAGAACUUGUCUGAAGAAUACAAUGGCUUGAAACAGAAUAUCAAUCCCCUCAGUGUAGUCGGAGAUAAUAGACCUGGCGUUCCCUGUCCAAAACGUCUUAAGCGGAGAAGCAGCUGGAAAGAUACUUACAUGUCUGGUUUUGCCGGUGGUAACGAUGAAGCUGGGCCUCGGUUAAAGGAGAAAUCCCACUCACCAAACUCCACCCGCGUGUCAAUGGGACGAAAAUCGUUCUUACGGGCCCGAACAUCCUUUGCUGACGAGAACCGGUCCUCAAGCGAAGAAGAAGACGAUUUUUUGUGCAGAGUGGAUAAGAGGCGAUCUCCGAAUAAUGUAAAGUGCAACUCUCCUACUGUCCCUCCAACAGCACCGAGUGCUACCGCGUUACAUACCGAACGACAGGAGGAUCUAUCCGCCGCUGUUUCUGCUGCAGAUCAUAAAGUAUCACACCUCUCACAAGAGCCGAAACUACCCACAGGUACUCGUCUGACAAUGGCAAGCAGGACAAGUUACUUUACCGACAGGAUCAUCUCUCCUACAAUGAUGCGUGCAAUGGCUAUUCUAUACAUUGGUCCGAAUCACAACCCGGAUUUCGCGACCGACUAUCGAAUAUCCCCGGUACUUGCACCGAGUCACCUUCUCGCCCAAUUUCCUCCCUUACUAAUGCAAUGCGGGGAAAAGGACCCGUUUGUGGACGACACUGUUGUCUUCGCGGGCCGCAUCAGAGAAGCCAAACGAGCGCGUAAAAUCGAACUUGACAUGGGGCUUUCCGGUAAGAGCCCUAAAGUUGGAGAGUCCCUCCGGAUGAGCGUUGCAGACGUGCCACUGGAUGGCAGUCGUAAGCUUUCGAUGAGAAAGGAAAGGGACCAACUUGGGCGGGAAACUGAGGAUGAUUGGGCUCAGAUAGUGAUCUUCUCAGAGUGGUCCCAUGGUUAUCUUCAGAUGCCUCUAAUCAUGCCUGAAGCCAUCGCUGUCAUUGAAGAUCUUGCUGAAUGGAUCGAUCAAGCGUUUGGGCGAUUCAGCACUGACAAUACGACGCCGAUCCACCAUACAUCGCACUCUUCAGCGUAUGCUGACUGUCCUGACCAAAGGCCAACUAGUCCCUUUACUUCGGAAACAGAGACUGAUGAUACGGGCAUCACAUUCGUGCCGAAGAAAUACCAGGGACGUCUAUCGCCUACAAGCCUUCCACGCGACAAGAAACUAGUAGAUGAAACCCAGUCCAACGGGAAUGGAGGGACUUCACCGCCGGAAGCAGAUAUCUCCUCUGAGGGGGAAACGCUCCUUGACCCCGACCGUGACUGCAUGGUAAUGCUGGGGCUCGUUGACGGCUAUCAAUCGCCUGCGAAUCAAGACGUGCAGAAAUCGAACGGACCGAGACAAACGGGUCAAACGAUUAGUGAGACCGAGUUGAUGCGUCGCCGGCGCCUAUUGGAUUCACAUUUUAGUUCGAGAUGAUGUCAGAAUUUAUUUGUCUUACUCAUUAGUUAGCUGUCAUGAAACGUCGGUCUCCGGAGUACAGAAUAUAAUUCUUUCAAGUUCCCAAAUACCUUCAUCGUUUCAAAUAUUCUGCUAUUCUACGUACAGCUGUCGGCUAGUAGAACUGUAUCUACCAGUAGAAUCUCACCUUUAGCAGCACAGCACUUAUGGCAAUUGCACAGCAUGGAGGGAUGAUUGGAGAUGCCAAAUUUAGACGCAUUGCUG